This is a messenger RNA of Australozyma saopauloensis, 2067 nucleotides long. RefSeq lists its product as uncharacterized. The record is from RefSeq and is a predicted model, not a curated record. The transcript has a single exon. Bases 1 to 2067 code for a protein of 688 amino acids. NCBI's taxonomy places the organism in Eukaryota, Fungi, Ascomycota, Pichiomycetes, Serinales, Metschnikowiaceae.
AUGGCUGAUAAAUUUGAACGUCAGAAAUCGGCUCGUUGGGUCGACGCAAAGGCCCCUUCGUAUGGCGAUGACUGGGGCAUGUACAAUGAUGACGAAAUUGAAUCGGAGGCGCACGGCCUAGAACCUUUGCCUGAUAUUGCCGAGACAAUAUGUACACAGCAAAGCGUUUUGAGUGGAGUCUCUAGUCAAACAGCACAAACUACCGAGAAUAGUCACGAUGAAUCAAGCAAAGUACUUCCGGUUGUUCCAGUUCCUCUCGUGCUCUCGAUUGAUAAGGGGGUGGGUGCCUUUGACAGUCAAUCUCCCAAAACGCCUGCUACCCCUGAACAAGAACCAAUUGACCAGUCUGAAAGCCAUGUGAAUGAAAGCGAAAAACUGUCCACUGAUGUGAGAUAUACAAAUGGAUUCGAUACAACCCAGUCAGAUCAGAGUUCCGGUUCAGAUAUGGAUUCCAUACAAGAAGAGCCACAGGAGUUGCACCUCGCUGGAACAAGAAAUCAGGAUGCAGUGCUUGAGACAACAGAGCCACUCAAUUCUGCUCCUGAGCCUUUAGUUCUAUCUAUAGAUCGGAUGAACUUGUAUUCUAAUGACGAUCUGAGUUUCGACGAAGAAAGCAUGCCAUCCUCACCUCUCAGAGUCGCAAAGCCAACUGGUGUACACAGCAUUGAGCAAACACACGAUGAUUAUGACGAGGAAUUGCGAAAUAAUUCGGAUCCUAUAAAUCACAGCCAAACUGAGGCGACCACACAACCACGUCAUAGAGUUCAGACAGAAGCGUUGGAUUCACUCAUAAACGAUCUACUGCAGCUUGAAAAGCUGUCACUCGCGUCUCUUGACGAUAGUGGGGCAGAGCAGCUGUCUUUAGACCUGCGGGCUCAUCAAGUGACACCAGCUGCUAUAGAUAUUUCUGCUACCUUAUCCGAUAUGGAGUCGCCUACGAGCCUCUUCAAGAAACACGAGUCUUUCAUCUCAGACUUGAAGGAGAGAAGAGCAUCGAUUAGAAAAGCUCCUCCCAUUGUGGAUUCAACUUCAAAUGACUUGGCUAAAUCGGUGCUAUCACAAGAGGCAGCGACGGCUGAUACUGAGCAAGACACUGUCAAUGAAUUGGACCCAGUGGAGUCAAAUGGUUCCAUAUCGACUGGCAGUCCUUCUUUUGUCGCCAGUGUUCCAUCUCUUCCUAUAGAAGAAGCGGAAAUUUCGCGAAAAGACUCAACUGUAUCAAGUAUGGUAUUCUCGAUGGGUUCAUGGAAACCGAAUACGAAUAACUACAGAGAUCGCUUUGUAAGUAACAACGAUAACGAAUCGAAUAUGAAUGUGAGUAUGUAUCACGAGGGGGAAUCGGGAUAUUCCAAAUUUACGGCGGGAAUGCGUCCUAUAUCCGGCUACGCAGAGUCUUUUGCAAACUCAAGUUGCAUUUCUGUGCCAGACACUAUUGAAGCAAACCUACAUAGCAUAAACGAAGUGCAAAGUGAUGGUGACGAUCCCAGUCUCGAGAUUAUGUCAAUGGGAACUGCCAAGGAAGCACACGCAGGAGUUCGGGUGCUGGGCCCUGGCGCUACGACACCAUCGAUUCUUCGGGAAAACGUUUACGGAAGCGGAAAGUUCCAAGAAAAAAUUUCUAGCGACAAUUUCAGCGAUGGCAGACCGGAGGCUUCCGUUGAGACAUUAGGACUAGAUACCAGUGCAGAUGGCGACAAGAGGCAAAUUGAAACAGAAAAAGCAACCGCGUAUCCUGUGUUUAAUUGGCAAAAGAUCAUGAAAACGUCACAGGCGAUUGACAGAAUACAGCUUUUGAAGAAGGCAAGGGAGGACGAAAAAGCAUAUGAUACUGGAUUACUGACAUGGUUGAAUGAGACUUUGCACACAACAGAUCUGUCAUCUAAUAUUCAAAUUGGUUUAUUGGCGACUCAAGCUUACAAAAACGCUCCUCACAAUGAUAUUAGAAGGCAUAUUUCCCUCCGCAGUAAAGUCAGCAUGGUUAAGGACAAGAUGGACUCUGGUGCAAGUUUUGGAAGAAGAUUCUUGAGCAAGGGUAAAAAACUCAUGAAAUCUGGCUCUGAUUCAUAA